GCAGUAUUUAUUAGCAUCGGGCCCCACUUUCACAGCUUCCGUCGGCGACACGGCGUCGCAACUGCCUCGCAUCGUACGACCUCCGACCUAGCGGUUGCGUCCUCUCAUCCAGUCUCCCAUAUGCUGCAAUGGGAGGCUUUAGUAGACUUCCAGCCAUUUUGGCAACCGUCUUCUUCGUCUUUGGGUUUAUGCUCAGCCGCUCACCGUUCACAAUGACUUCGGUAGCCCCAUCAAAGCCUUGGGCUGAUGGCCCCUUGAAGCUUGUCGCGACUCCUCAGUUCCAGACCAAGAAUACUGAUAUCUUCACGUCGGGAGCCACGCAUAUGGCUUUGCUGCACAACUCGAUUCUUCGCGGCUUCAACUCGAUCUACCACCAGGCUCCGCGCAUUUCCGACCGAGACAAGGCCGACUUUGUUGGCUACUGCCUUACCUGGUUCAAGUUCGUCAAGUCUCACCAUGACGACGAGGAAACCAGCUUGUUCACCAAGAUCGAGGAGCUCUUGGAUGACAAGACCAUAUUCGAGGAAACACACAAGGAGCAUGAAUCCUUCCUCGCCGGUCUUGCUGAGUUCGAGAAGUAUCUGAGCAGCCUCAACACCCCUGCGGACUUCUCAGGCGACGAGCUCCUCCGCAUCAUGAAGUCCUUCCAGGACGCCUUCGAGCAACACUUCCACAGCGAGAUCGCUACCAUCUCGAAGUUCUCUGAGCACCCGAACGCACCGAAGCAAGGGACGCCCGAGAAUGACGCUGCCGCAGCCACGUUCAAAGCGUGGGGAAAGAGCACGGUAACCAAGGCCGGAGUGACCGACGUGGUUCCCUUCUUCCUGCUCAACCUCGACCGCACCGUCGAGGACGGCAUGUGGGCUAACUGGCCGCCCAUGCCUGCGCCUAUCAAGUGGGGGCUGAUCAACCUUGCUGGGGCGUGGCACUCUGGGUGGUGGAAGUUCGCCUCGUGCGACGCUGCCGGCCAGCCGCAAGAGCUGUGGGCAUAUCGAGCUGCGCAUACGGCUGAGGCGAAGGCUUGAGAAGGUAUGUGUUCGCUUGUAAUGUAGGAGGCGUUUUGCCAGGAAUGACUUACGACGACUUAAUGAAUCCGGAUUCCCAUGUUGGUAAUGAUGAAAAGCAUGCCCCAGACACUUCAUGGGCCCACUGCGCGCCCGAGACGAAGCUGUCUUCUUGCAUGCAGUUUUCACCUUUAAACGGCCGAUAGGGCUUGUCUGGGUAAGCCCCAAGGAUCGCGCGCAGAAUCCUGGACACCCGUUGUCUGUCGAACAUAAAAGUCCCACCUUAGAUGACGCCGUAGGCAACCUCGAGCGCAUUUGUAUGCAUUCUCCCAAUUAUCGUCGCUUCUCAACAAAGGCCGGCCAAGCCUGAUCUGUAGUGUUCGGCCGCGCUUACAAAUCUAGCCCCACCGCCCACCUCUGUUUAACCUCCACCAAGCAGCAUCUCACAGUAC
Molecule: messenger RNA, 1456 nt
Organism: Chaetomium strumarium
Lineage: Eukaryota; Fungi; Ascomycota; Sordariomycetes; Sordariales; Chaetomiaceae
Exons: 4
Coding region: 129-1025 (298 amino acids)
Source: RefSeq, a predicted model, not a curated record